UUGCUAACGACCCCAAUCUCCCUCCAGAUAGCUAAAAUCAGUGGAUAAACCCUAGACCUCCAUAUCCAUUUCUCCUUCUUCUACUUAUCUGGUAUGCUCUUUCUAAGGUUAAUUUCCCCUAUUUUGUUCUUCCACAAUCUAAUCACUGAGCUCAGCUCUGUAUUGGGUUUUUCCUCCUCUCGUAAUUAGUCUUGAUUUUUGUGACUAAGCAGUAAGCAGUGAUUUUCUCUUGCAUGAACCCAAACUUCUGUGCCUGAUUUUGGAUUCUGAUAACCGACGGCAAUGGCUUCUCUCUUCAAGGAUCCGUCUAAACUUUCUGCAUAUCGGGAUAGAAAGUUUCCUGGAAAUCAAGAGGAAUUUGAACAUGCGCUUCAGACCUCGAUUACUGUUUACAUUGGGAACAUGUCCUUCUACACUACAGAAGAGCAAGUUUACGAACUUUUCUCCCGAGCUGGAGAAAUUAAGAAGAUAAUUAUGGGAUUAGAUAAGAACACGAAAACUCCUUGUGGUUUUUGCUUCGUCUUGUACUAUUCUAGAGAAGAUUGUGAGGAUGCAGUAAAGUAUAUUAGUGGCACAAUUCUUGAUGAUCGUCCUAUUCGUGUGGAUUUUGACUGGGGAUUUCAGGAAGGAAGGCAAUGGGGCCGUGGUCGAAGUGGUGGACAGGUUAGAGAUGAGUAUCGUACAGACUAUGAUCCUGGCAGAGGUGGUUAUGGGAAAUUGGUUCAGCGAGAGCUGGAACAAAGACAGCUUGUGGAUUAUGGUGCUGGUUCAUUGGGCGCUUUCCCUCCAGUCAUGACACCUCAUUAUGGCAGGCAUGGUGGAAGCCAUGGUCAUGGUGGUUAUCAUCGGCAUGGAAGAGCAGAUUAUCCCCGGAAGCGGCACCGAGAUGAUGACCGUCGUACACAUGAUUCCUCAAGGAGAAUCUCAGAUCAUGAAUCAAGGAGGAACUCUGAUCCUGACUCCCGACCGGAAAAGAAUCCGCGGUUUCGUGAGAGUGGCGACUCUGAUGACGACGAGGAAGAUGAUCAGAAGCGACGAUCUUAGCAUAUUCUUACUGCUGUAUUUUGAGAGAGCAAAAUAAUAUAAUAGCAUUUUGUAUUAAGUCUAACGAAGUGCAUUCUUUCCAGUUAAGGUACAAAUUUGUGUUCGUGCAAUGAACUGCCAUGCUCUUUUUAUUUAUUUAUUUUUUAAUAUUUGGGUUUCAGGUUAGCUUCUGCAGAUUUUAUAAUGAAGAUGUUCUAUGGGACUUCAUUGUUGUAUGCAUUUGGAACCAGUUAACAUUCAUUGUUCAUUUUUGCA
Messenger RNA from Hevea brasiliensis (rubber tree), 1299 nucleotides. Its product is annotated as nuclear cap-binding protein subunit 2. Gene Ontology annotation, biological process: mRNA cis splicing, via spliceosome. Bases 283 to 1044 code for a protein of 253 amino acids. NCBI's taxonomy places the organism in Eukaryota, Viridiplantae, Streptophyta, Magnoliopsida, Malpighiales, Euphorbiaceae. Gene Ontology annotation, cellular component: nuclear cap binding complex. The transcript has 8 exons. The record is from RefSeq and is a predicted model, not a curated record. Gene Ontology annotation, molecular function: RNA cap binding.